ACUGCACAGAGGACCGACCUGGGGCUCCCAGGAGGUGGAAGCAGAGUUCCCAUGGGGAGGUGAUUUUGCAGGAUUACCAGAAGAGCUGGGUGGCUGCAGUGAUUGUGGGAUAUCACCAUUCUCUUAUGGGAGGAAAUGAGCUGAUGGAGCCUCAUCUAUCCCCCAGGAGACUCUCAACACUGUAUCUGGAAAUGUGCCCUCCUCUUGGCUCUUUGAGGUGCAGAUCAAUAUUGGUGCAGGUGCGUACUGCAGUGGGGCUCUGAACAUAUGUCCAUUUCUCAAGGGAGAAAAAUGAACUGGCAGUUCAUCUGCUGCUUCUGAGACAUGGCUUCACGGUGAGCAAGAACUCAUCCCUCAAAGUCCUUCCUGCGAUGCUGGUGCUGCUGCUGCUGCAGAUCUCACUGAGCUGCCUCUGGCUGGGACAUGGUGAGGUGGUGACAUCCUUUGAAAGUUCAUGCCCUCAGUUUUUCUUCCGGAAAACCCCCCCAAAUGAAGCCCUGGAGCCAGAGAACCCAGCCUGGAUCUGCCAGCGUUACAAGAAUCAGUAUUAUUUUGCCACCCUGUAUGACAGGAGCAGGCGUAUUCCUGUGUACUCUGCUUACCUGUACCAACCUGGACCUGGCACAAGACCUAAAACCUGGCUGGUGGAACCCCAGCUGAUGGGUCUGAGUUAUCCCAAAACAAUGGAAAGAGAAUGGACACUCUCAAAAUAUUACAGCGUCACUUCAGAGCAGCUUGGCAAGAGCCAGGCUAUCCUCCAGGACUACAAGAACCUAACAGGUUUGAACCGUGGCCAUUUGAACCCCAGUGGACAUCACUCUGACUCCAGCAGCAGGGCGGCAACGUUCAGCCUCACCAACAUAGUGCCCCAGAAUGAGAAACUCAACGGUGGUGCCUGGAACAACUACGAGCAGCAAACCAUGAUGAGGAGGACGGUGGGCUGUAACACGACCUACAUCGUAGUGGGUGCUGUGCCUGGAAACAACUAUAUUGCCAAGGGCAGAGUGAAUAAGCCCAGCCACAUCUGGUCAAGUGCUUGCUGUGAGGUGGACAAAAACCACAGGGAGGCCUGGGGGGUCAUUGCUGAGAAUGACAAGAAUGAGGUACAGCUCCUCACGCUGGGGGAGCUGGAGGAGGUGUUGACCCACCUUUAUGGGAGGGAUCAGGUUUAUCUGUUUGAUAGUGGCUGUCCCAGGGAAUAAGCCCCAUUUCACAUCCUAGGUAUCCUAUCGUACCCACCAGCAUUUGUCCUACUUCCUUCUCUAGGGGUUUUCCAGUUGUUUCUCAGAGCCUCUUCUUUGAAAAUAAAAGGAAGAAAGAGGCCAGAAGGGCCUCUGGCUCAUUUGCUUUCCUAUUCUGCUGCCCACCCUUGCAAUGAUGGCUCUGGGAUGAGUCCCUGAAAGCUCUGGAGGGACAGUCUGAAAACUAGACCAUGGGUAAGGAGUUAGUUUGUCCUUAAGACUAGAGACAUAUUGCUUUUUGUUCCUAUUUCUCCAUGCCCACAUACAGAUUGCAGUUCCUUACCCUCUUUCGUUCAGCAUCACUGUUAACAUGCUGCUGACUUAUCCAUUGCCUCCUCAGGAAAGUUCCUGGGCAAGAUUGGCUCAGAUAAUCCAUGGAUUAUUCAGAUUCCUCCUUGGAGAUACUCAGAAUCCAUCUGGACAUUGUAAUAGACAACCUGCUCUGGCUGACCUGCCUGACACAGCCAAGGGCAAAAGCAAAGGGCAAACAGAGAGAGGAAAGUGGAAAGGAGGAAGGCUAGUAAGCAUGGGAGGAACAUCACAGCUCUGUUGAGCUCUGUAAAGAAGUAAAAUAAGAAGGAAAGAGAUAACCUGCAUCUAAUCUCUAAGCUCUCUAACCCUGAGUUUACAUGAAGGCCAUGCUUAUGUAAAUUUAUUAGCACAUUUUUGUUUGCUUGGUUUUGGAUCAUGCACCUUGAGAGCAAGAGCUGAGGUUUCAGGCAGCCAGGCUGAGGGGUCAGAUAUACAGCAGACUUUGACCAGCCAAAAAUAAAUUUCUGUGAUGCACUAGUGGGAUAACUUCAUUCUCUGCUCUACUUCUGAAUCUUUUCUGCAGAUUUAUAUAUGAUUGAUUUUUUUUUCCAUUGUAAAAUGUAUUCAGUGGGUAUAAAAGUUCAAUAUAUGGCAUACAA
This is a messenger RNA of Gallus gallus (chicken), 2152 nucleotides long. It is a transcript of the gene K123, whose product is annotated as endonuclease domain containing 1. The transcript is spliced from 4 exons. Gene Ontology annotation, molecular function: nucleic acid binding; metal ion binding; hydrolase activity. The coding region runs from base 372 to 1202 and encodes 276 amino acids. Lineage: Eukaryota; Metazoa; Chordata; Aves; Galliformes; Phasianidae. The record is from RefSeq and is a predicted model, not a curated record.